AUGGCUUUUAAACGGCGGACCGCUGCUCGUCACGAUCCGAGUUCUAGUACUCACGUUGCCGAUUCUGCAGAAACAACUUCUUAUGAUGGAAGCCUCGAGUAUGUCGGGGAGCUGGGUGGCAACGAUGCACCACCGACGUACCAAGAGGCUGGCGGUGCACCGGUGGAGAGCCACUCGCCCCUGGGAUACUCUGUUGGGCCCACCACCAUCCUGUUUCUCAACAUCAGUAUGAUGAUUGGUACUGGUAUCUAUUCGACGCCGUCGGCUAUUCUAAGUGGCACAGGCUCUGUCGGUUUGAGUAUGAUCUAUUGGGUCUUGGGUGGAAUCAUCUCGCUUUGCAGUGCUUCAGUGUUUCUAGAGUACGCAGCAUAUUUCCCGAGCAGAUCGGGAGCGGAGGUUGUCAACCUUGAGCAAGCUUACCCGAAGCCACGACACCUCUUCCCAACUUCAUUUGCGAUGCAGAACAUCAUACUUUCGUUCCGGAGCAGCAACUGCAUUGUGUUGGCCAACUAUCUUUUUGCGACUGCUGGUACCAAAGGUACAGAUUGGCAGAUAAAAGGCGUAGCCAUCGCUGGCUACACGGUCGCCAUUUUCGCUGUCAUACUUCACACCAAAGGUUCAUAUUAUCUUAGCAACGCUAUCGGAAUAGUCAAGCUCUUAACAUUGGUCUUCAUCGCAAUCACUGGCUUAGUGGUCCUGGGUGGACACACCAGUGUGCAAAAUCCCACGGAUAACUUUAAGAACUCCUUCCAAGGAACUGCCACGCCAUACGGCUUAACCAAUGCGCUUUACAGGAUUAUCUUUUCCUACGGAGGCUACAACAACGCUUUCAACGUUGUAAACGAGAUCCGGAAUCCUGUCAAGCAGAUCAAGAGGAACGGCACUAUCGCAAUCGUAGUGGUCAUGACAUUAUACGUCUUUGCAAAUGUGGCAUUCGUAGCUGCUGUUGGCAAGGAAAAAUUAGAGAGCUCCGGAACCAUUGCAGCUAGUCUGUUCUUUUCUUCUGUUUUCGGGUCCACCAACGCUUCCCGGGGAUUGAAUUUCUUGAUCGCCCUCAGUUCUUUUGGUAAUCUGAUAGCCGUGUUGAUCGGCGCCGCGAGACAGCUCCGAGAAUGCGGCAGGCAAGGUGUUUUACCUUUUACUCGCUUCUGGGUUUCGACAUGGCCUCUUGGUACCCCGGCUGGCCCUUAUCUUUUCGACUGGGCUUUAACGGUUAUUGUCAUUCUGGCAGUUCCUACUGGCGAUGCCUUCAACUUCGUGAGCGACUUGGCUGUCCUGCCUAAUGCUUUCUUCAAUCUCGCCAUGGCGAUUGGAAUAUAUAUUGUACGCUGGCGACGCAAGAAGGCCGACCUCCCUCAGCCGUCUUUCAAGGCAUGGCAUCCCGUGGUAAUAUUCAACAUACUAGUGCAGCUUUACCUUGUUGUCAUGCCCUGGUACCCACCCGCCGGCGGAAAGGGGGAUGUCUCAUUCUGGUAUGGCACUUAUGUGGUAACCGGUAUUGCGAUAGUCCUUGCAUGUGGCCUUUACUACUUUAUUUGGGUCAAGUGGCUGCCACGUUUGAAAGGAUAUCGCCUUCGGCAAGAAGCAUUGCAACUAAGUGGAGGUGAGCAGACGCAUCAACUUGUCAAGGUGCCUCUCGAGGAACUUGCCGAGUGGGAUAGGAAACACGAUGCCGUUGGGCGCUCUGUUGAUGCGAAUGGGUCCUCUCCAGCCCAUACUGAAGUUGGUCUUAUAUUGUCGACUGGCGAGAAAGGCAUAAGUAGUCUGGCGUAG
Messenger RNA from Truncatella angustata, 1773 nucleotides. RefSeq names its product high-affinity methionine permease. The record is from RefSeq and is a predicted model, not a curated record. The coding region runs from base 1 to 1773 and encodes 590 amino acids. NCBI's taxonomy places the organism in Eukaryota, Fungi, Ascomycota, Sordariomycetes, Amphisphaeriales, Sporocadaceae. Gene Ontology annotation, cellular component: membrane. Gene Ontology annotation, biological process: amino acid transmembrane transport. Gene Ontology annotation, molecular function: L-amino acid transmembrane transporter activity. The transcript is spliced from 8 exons.